Messenger RNA from Elaeis guineensis (African oil palm), 893 nucleotides. Its product is annotated as zinc finger protein 7. The record is from RefSeq and is a predicted model, not a curated record. NCBI's taxonomy places the organism in Eukaryota, Viridiplantae, Streptophyta, Magnoliopsida, Arecales, Arecaceae.
ACAAGCCAACACCAUGCCACAAAGCCUCUAUCAGUUCCUAACACUUCCUCUUCUGAAAACUCUUUUCCCAUACAUUUCUCCUCCUCCAUCUUUGACAGGGACUAAUACAGUUCCAAAUGGAACAGGAAGAAUUUGGAGAGAAAGAGGCCAACUACCAAAAGUCGGACACACGCACCGGCGAUUAUAAUGAUGGAGAAGUCGGUGGUGACGGUGGUUCAGAGACAUGGUUGGACCUGACCCUUGGUGGGAGAAUCUCAUCAACAACUGGAAGCUCUUCUGGUUCCCAAUCAAAAUCUGCGACGCACAAGAUGUUCUCAUGCAACUUCUGCAUGAGGAAGUUCUUCAGUUCACAGGCUUUGGGUGGGCAUCAGAAUGCCCACAAGAGGGAGAGGGGUGCAGCUAGGAGGACUCAUCAAUCACAGAGAUUGAUGAUGGGUCUACCUUUUAAUUCUCCUUUUCUCCAAUCGCUACGAGUUCACCCUCACUCAAUUGUGCACAAGCCACACAGAGAAGGGGGUUUGAUGGUGGCGAGAUUUGAUGACACCCCUUCCAAUGUCAAAAUGACAUGGACACCCUUUGCACUUGAAGAAGCAACAAGUAUGAACUGGCCUGGAAGCUAUCAAUUGAAUUCUCAACUGCCUAAGCAGCCAUCAAAGCAGCAGAAACUAGACUUGAGUCUCAGACUUUAGUAUGUUUCAUCUAUCUAAUUACUAGCCAUUCGCUCUUGUAUCUGGGCCGAACUGUUCAACCUAGAUUUAUUCACAAGUCAUAAGAGAAAAAAAGACUGGUUUAGGCCCCGGUCCAGCAUAAAGAUUUGAUUCCCAGUUUGAGGAGUAUAUGUCAUAACUGAGAAAAAAAAAGUUGGAAGGUGUAAAUUAUUUUCAAAGAUUGUU